AUGACUACUGCGAUGGCGCACCAGGACUCUAUACACGAGAGACUGCAGCCGGCCGAGGAACCGCUGUACCUGCACCAUGGGGCGACCUGGAGCUCGGAGACGACGGAGAACCAAGACGACCACAGCACGGACAUGUCGCCUUACUACAACAUGCCAAAAAGAAACAAGAGAAAGAACUUCAAACCGCGGUGUGCGCCAAACGCUACGACCUACUCUGAUGACUCCAACGGAGGAAACUGCGAGAAUAACCUCACAAAUGGAAACGACAGAACAACACCCGAACAGGCUGACGAAGAAUCUGAUGGCUACAAUAAAAUUGGUGUCAAGAACUUCAGUCUGAUUAAAGGUGGCGCUGUCGACCUCAGCCGGCGAUUGAGCACCGAUUCAAAUGAAAACAUAGAAACAAAUUACCAGAAUACUGACGAAAAGAAAAUAGAUUCCUUCCAACGAUCGUACAUACACAGCCUGCAAGUGAACCAGCCGGCUGAGAGAGAUCAUACAGUGCUUAACUUUAGUAAUUUACAAAACAAAACAUUCUGUGCCAAAAAUCCUUUCGCCAUAUCACAGUUAAUAAAAACUAAUUCGCCUCCGCGGAGAAGGGAAUCCGAUUCUGAUGAUGAGGCCAAGGGUCAGGAUAUAAAUGCUAACGAUAGGCUUGAGAACCAAGUUAUAGGGGAGUCUAAUGAAAACCAACAUAAUGGUGAUCCGUCUAACGCUACGAAUAGAAUCUUGAGGGAUUACGCCAUGAAUACUAUGAAAGAACUAUUGGGUAUCUAUGGCUUAUCAUCGAAUGAAGUAGCAGACGCGAUCAGUGGCCAAAUAAGAGCGUUAGAAGCGCUCCAAGGUAAACCCUUUACUCAGUUACCUCUGAGUCUGAAGCGACGUCAUGAUUCAGGGGAUGGAACUGAUAGAAGUAUUCGAAGGUCUUCGUCAGCGACUGAAGAUGAAGGAUCAACCAACAUAACUCCUCCAAAAACACCUGACAAUGACAUUGAGGCCCAAAGACAAAGGGCUCUUCGGAUAAUAAACCAGCAAUCAAUGCGUUUGUUUCGUUCCGGGCGAGAGGAAGACAGUUCUGAUGAUGGAGACCAGACCCUCGACCUCAGUGUGUCCAGAGAUACAGACGGACAGGAAUUAUCAACAACUUCGAGCGCCGGUAACAGUGUUUCGGAGUACGAUCAAAACAUGAUGAUGAGGAAGAACCUCGAGGACCUCGCGAAUUUACAAAUGCAGAAUUUCUUCCAAAAACAAUCUAUGAUGGAUCCCGAAGACUCUCAGGAACGGAAGCUUCAAGCUAGUGGAUUGCUGUCAGCAUUGAAUCAUUUGGAUCAAGCUCGCAAGAACUCCAUGCAAACUACAGUGGAUUACUCCAGAUACGUCAAAAGGUACAGUUCAACACUAGAGUGUGGUUCAUCAUAUUGUAAAGAUUUGGGAUAUAGAGAACAUUUUCAUUGCAUGGAUUGCACUGCGAGGGUCUUCUGCAAAAAGGAAGAAAUGAUAAGACAUUUCAAGUGGCACAAAAAACGAGACGAAUCCCUAGCGCAUGGUUUUAUGAGAUAUUCUCCCCUCGACGACUGUUCAGAAAGAUUCAGUGACUGUCCUCAUAAUAGAAGUCAAACACACUACCACUGCAUACAAGAUGGCUGUGAUAAGGUGUACAUAUCAACAUCGGAUGUCCAGAUGCAUGCCAACUAUCACCGCAAGGACUCUGCCAUACUUCAGGAAGGCUUCCAAAGGUUUCGCGCCACUGAGAGUUGUUCGGCUCCACACUGUAUGUUCGCCGGACAAAGGACCACACACUUCCAUUGUAGAAGACCUGGAUGCACCUAUACGUUUAAGAACAAAGCUGAUAUGGAGAAACACAAGACUUACCAUAUUAAAGACGAGGCGUUAUCAAAGGACGGUUUCAAGAAGUAUAUGAAGAGUGAAGCCUGUCCGUAUAGAGAUUGCAGGUUUAGUAGAACCUGCAAUCACAUACACUGCAUCAGACCACACUGCAACUACGUGUUGCACUCCAGCAGCCAGAUCUUCACGCACAAACGGAAACACGAGAGGAAAGAACAGGAAAUGAGCUUUGGGUUGCCAACGUCUGUGAUCCAAAAUGCUUUAAUGCAAGGAGAUCUGUCUUAUACCAUGCAUGAUGACGACAUAUCUGUUGAGGAUUACACCCAAGCUUAUAACCAGCCCUUAGUGGAUGAAGUAGCGCGCAAAUACAUUGAAACUUUCAACGGCGCUAAGGAAGCAGAAGAUAAAUGCAGUAAAUGUAGCGCAUUUAACAAACACUACCACUGUUUGGCUGAAGACUGCAAGAUGGCGCAUAGUUGUCACAAUACAAUGAUAAAGCACGUCAUGGAACACGAACAACAGAACCAAGUUACGGAAGCUUACUUCGUGACGUAUACGAGGAAUAAUCCUUGCUCCAAUUCCGCAUGCCAGCAUAUCAAAGAUAUCACUCAUUAUCACUGUAUUUGGGAGAACUGUGGAGCUGUCAUACUAUCUUCAGAGGAACAUCCCUUCAGACGUUUAGAACAUCAUCGCCAACACGCCAAUCUAAGUCCCAUGUCGCCAAACUUGGCGGCUAGAUUUGCACCAAACUUCACUCCACAACUAUCGGCCCAAUUACACCCAAACAUGGCGGCCCAGUUAGGCCAGGUGUCAAAUCUGCCAAAUCUUCCACCAAAUUUGGCGCAAUUGGCCCAAAUGGCACCAAGUCUGACGUCACAAUUGACGCCGAAUUUACAAGCUCAAUUGAAUCUCGGACCAAAUCCUACGAUUGCACCACAACAAGUGAACCCAUCGAGUUCUUUGGACGAAAUGUUUAGCAGAAAGAGGGGAAGACCUCCGAAGAAUCGUGUUGUAGAGGUCUGGACAGAUAAUGUAACUCCUCAAGCCAUAUUCACGUCAUUCAAACUGCCGAAGAGCAAUCAAUUGCCACCUCUCGUACAAUCACCAAUUAUCGCUACAGUCGAAGAAUUUCCAAGAAUCAGAUUCCAACAUUUCGAAGUGUUCACAACACCUGAUUCGUGCAGUCAGUAUUAUGCGAAUUGUACAUUAAGAUCUACGAGGUUACAUUUCCAUUGCUUCAACUGUAGCUUCACGGGCGAAACACACGUGACAAUGGAAACACACAUGAGGGAAUCACAUUCAAUAGCCCCACUAUUAGAAGGCUUCGAUUAUUUCUCCUCUUUCGACCAAUGCGGUGGAAAAAGCUGUUUCAAAAACCAAUUAAGAUCGCACUUCCAUUGCGCCCAAGGAAAUAAUUGCCCGGCAAUUUUAACUCAAUACUCAGCAUUGGCCACCCAUAAGCACGGCAGAGGCACUCCUGUAAUUAAAAGUGAAUCAGAACAAGAAAAAUCUUAUGAAGAAGCCAAAGAUUAUUCUAUCAAAGAACGUGCUUCAGCUGACAGCGUCGCUUCUAUGAAAGAACAAUCUGAAUCAUUUACACCCACAAAUUUCUCUAUUAAAAGCGAAUUCGAUAGAGAGCAGGACAAUAUUUCGGUAGUAAAAGCGACAGGUACUUUCUACCCGUCAUCUCAUCUUAGAAACUCAUCUCCUUCGCCAAGAAGUAUCUACGACGCCUCCCCGUCUAAAGAUAUUAAGUACGAAAAGAAAUUCGAGCCAAAAUUAACAGGGCCGACAAUACCGCCGUCUUGUCACGAUCAAAACUGCCCGCUGAACAAAAACGCUGGGUCAAUGAACUUGCAUUACCACUGCCCACAUUGCAGCCAAGCUUAUGUGGAUUUGAAGCUGUUAUUCAGUCAUAUGGUCAAAAAACAUAGCAACGCCAUCGAACCGGGGCCAGUCGGAUUGGCUGCUACAAAGGAAACGCUGGAGAGAGAGUACCCAGAAAUUUCAAUUCUACCGUCAACAGCGACAUCUUCAAACGCCCAGACGCCACAACAGGGUCAUCGACCUCCGAAUCCUGCUGAACAGGUGCAAGCUGUUCAAUCCCUACUGCUGCAACAGUACUUAGGCUCAGGUCGUAAGUCGCUGCAGGAUCAGUUGAAGAUGCAGCAGUACUCAUCACUGGCAGGCCUGCCAGGAUUAGCUCAAGUAGCGUUAUUCUCUCAAGGUGGUUCCGCAUUCCCGAUGUAUCCGACCAUGUUGUAUCCGCCCGAGCUGCUUCUAGAACAGAGUCUUCUACAAAACCACGGACUACCGCCAGGAUUGGACAAAGAAGCAGAAAUGAUUGCUAAAUCCAGGCGCAGUACUGGAGCCAGAGGACCUCAUAUGAGGGUUUUAAAAGAUGAACCCAUACCGGAUGGAUACUUGCGCUUCCGGUUCAAUGAGGAUUGCGCGUAUCAGCAAUGUGGAUAUAGGGAACAUCAAACUCACUUCCACUGCACAAGAAAGGAUUGCGGCUACUCAUUCUGCGAUAAGACAAGAUUUGUUCAACACACAGCCAGACAUGAACGUCUGGACACUCUAAUGGGUGGUGACUUCCAACAGUAUCGAGCAAACGUUUACUGCCAGCGACCAGAGUGCCCACACGCCUCCACAUUCGGUACGGGACAGAACAAAGCUUCUCAUUUCCACUGUCUCAAGUGUGACUUCGUGUGUACUGACACUAACAAGGUCGUGGCUCAUAGACGACAACAUCAGAAACUUGACUCCAUACAGGCCGCUGGCUUCCAGAAGUUUCCACCAAGCAAAGCCUGCGGCUACGAGCCUCAGUGUAUUCACAGUAAGAAGCAGACACACUACCACUGCCUCCAGUGCGGGUUCGCGGUCCUAGGUCUCUCACAGAUGACGUCACACAAGUACAAACACCAGGAAUCGAACCUAGGACCCUCAACCAGCGGUACUAACUGA
Messenger RNA from Danaus chrysippus (African queen), 4812 nucleotides. NCBI's taxonomy places the organism in Eukaryota, Metazoa, Arthropoda, Insecta, Lepidoptera, Nymphalidae. The record is from the annotation of a GenBank genome assembly.